CAUGCCGCCCCGCUCCGCCGCUUUGCUCCCGCUGCUGCUGCUGCUCCCGCUGCUGCCCGGGGCCGGGCCGGGCCCCGCAUCUCCCGCACUGACGGACGCGGAGAUCGAAGAGUUCCUGCGCGGUUUCCUGGCGCCCGGAGACGGCGUUGCGGGAGGGGAUGGCAGCGAUGUGCGGCUCGGAGCUCAGCCCGGGACCGGCGGGGAGCGGGGAGCGGGGAACGGCGAGCCCCCGCAGCGGCUGACGGAGCCUGAGGAACCCAAGAAGCCCAAGAAGGACAAAGGGCCCAAACCCACCAAGAAACCCAAAGAGAGAGCCCGGGGCUCCAAGAAGGACAGGGACAGGGACAAGAAGACUGACGGGGAGAAACCCCCCAAGAAACCCAAGGAGAAGCCCCCCAAAGGCUCCGAAAAGCCCCCCAAGGGCUCCAAAAAGCCCAAGGAGAAAUCCUCCAAGGAGAAGCCCCCCAAGGAGAAGCCCCCCAAAGAGAAGCCCCCCAAAGAGAAACCCCCCAAGGAGAAGCCCCCCAAGGCCACCAAGAAGCCCCUGGACACGAGGCCACCGCAGCCACCUGACAACCCCUGGAAGCCCCCCACAGCCCCACAGCCCCCGCGGGGUGAGGACGGACCGGGGACAUCGCUGUCUGUGGGGCAGCCGUGGGUCCCCGAGGAGAAGGAGGAGGAGGAGGAUGGCAGAGACCGAGCACAUCACGGCCCUCCUGUGUCCCUGUCCCCAGAAGAGCUGGAGGAGCGGCCAACCCAGCGCUGGGAGUGGGGCCGGGAGGAUCGACGCCCUGAGCCUGAGGCAGAGGUCCCCGAGGAGCUGGAGCCGCCGACGCUGGACUACAACGAGCAGUUGGAGCGGGAGGACUAUGAGGACUUCGAGUACAUCAGGCGGCAGCAGAAGCCCCGCAAACCCCCAAACAGGAGGAAACCCGACCGGAUCUGGCCCCAACCGGAGACGGCACCGCCCACACCAGAGGAGCCCCCCGCACCGCUGCCCGGCCCCGUGACCGAGCACGACUACGAGGAGGGCUGGGAGCGACCGGACUACGAUGACUGGAAGCCCAAGAAGGGCGGCAGCAGCAAGGAGGAGGAGGAGGAUCCGUGGGCAGAGGAGAAGGGCCGGGACAGCAAAGGAAAACCCAAAAAGCCAGGUGGGAAGAAAUGGGAUCCAGAUGAGGACGAGUGGGCACAACCAGAGGAGAAGACAAGGUGCCCUCCCAUCGGGAUGGAGUCCCAUCGUGUGGAGGAUGACCAGAUCCUGGCCUCUUCCAUGCUGCGUCACGGCCUGGGUGCGCAACGCGGCCGCCUCAACAUGCAGGCGGGUCCCAACGAGGACGAUUUCUUUGAUGGUGCCUGGUGUGCAGAGGACGACAGCCGUGCACACUGGCUGGAGGUGGACACGCGCCGCACCACCAAGUUCACCGGCGUCAUCACGCAGGGACGGGACUCCCAGAUCCACGAGGACUUUGUCACCAGCUUCUACGUGGGCUUCAGCAAUGACAGUCAGAACUGGGUGAUGUACAGCAACGGCUACGAGGAGAUGAAGUUCUAUGGCAACGUGGACAAGGACACGCCGGUGCUGACCGAGUUCCCUGAGCCCAUGGUGGCCCGCUACAUCCGCGUGUACCCGCAGACGUGGAACGGCAGCCUGUGCCUGCGGCUGGAGGUGCUGGGCUGUCCCCUCUCCCCUGUCAGCAGUUACUAUGCGCAGCAGAACGAGGUGACAUCAGCCGACAACUUGGACUUCCGUCACCACAGCUACAAGGACAUGAGGCAGCUGAUGAAGGUGGUGAAUGAGGAGUGCCCCACCAUCACCCGCAUCUACAACAUUGGCAAGAGCUCGCGUGGGCUGAAGAUCUAUGCCAUGGAGAUCUCUGACAACCCGGGGGAGCACGAGACGGGAGAGCCCGAGUUCCGCUACACGGCAGGGCUGCACGGCAACGAGGCGCUGGGCCGCGAGCUGCUGCUGCUGCUGAUGCAGUUCUUGUGCAAGGAGUACCAGGAUGGCAACCCCCGUGUGCGCAGCCUGGUCACCGAGACACGCAUCCACCUCGUGCCAGCGCUCAACCCUGAUGGCUACGAGCUGGCACAGGAGGCGGGCUCCGAGCUGGGCAACUGGGCGCUGGGCCACUGGACAGAGGAGGGCUUCGACCUUUUCGAGAACUUCCCUGACCUGACGUCCCCGCUGUGGGCAGCCGAGGAGCGGCAGUUGGUGCCGCACCGCUUCCCCAGCCACCACAUCCCCAUCCCGGAGCACUACCUGCAGGACGACGCCGCGGUGGCCGUGGAGACGCGAGCCAUCAUGGCCUGGAUGGAGAAGAACCCCUUUGUGCUGGGAGCCAACCUGCAGGGCGGGGAGAAGUUGGUCUCCUUCCCCUUCGACGCAGCGCGGCCCCACAGCGAGACCCCCGCAGCCCCGCGCCUGCUGGAUGAGGAUGAGGAUGGCGAGCAGCCCGAGGUGCACGAGACGCCCGACCACGCCGUGUUCCGCUGGCUGGCCAUCUCCUACGCCUCGGCACACCUCACCAUGACAGAGACCUUCCGCGGGGGCUGCCACACACAGGAUGUCACGGACGCCAUGGGCAUCGUGCAGGGGGCCAAGUGGAGGCCCCGCGCCGGCAGCAUGAAUGACUUCAGCUACCUGCACACCAACUGCCUGGAGCUCUCCAUCUACCUGGGCUGCGACAAGUUCCCCCAUGAGAGCGAGCUGCAGCAGGAGUGGGAGAACAAUAAAGAGUCACUGCUCACCUUCAUGGAGCAGACCCACCGGGGGAUCAAGGGUUUGGUGACGGACCAGCAGGGAGAGCCCCUCGCCAACGCCACCAUCGUGGUGAGCGGCAUCAAGCACAGCAUCAGGACAGCCAGCGGCGGGGACUACUGGCGCAUCCUGAACCCGGGCGAGUACCGCGUGUCGGCGCGGGCCGAGGGCUACAACCCCAGCACGAAGACCUGCAGCGUCUUCUACGACAUCGGGGCCACGCAGUGCAACUUCGUGCUGGCACGCUCCAACUGGAAGCGCAUCCGCGAGAUCAUGGCCAUGAACGGGAACCGGCCCAUCCGCCGCGUGGUGCCCGGCCGCCCCAUGACGCUCCGCGAGCGCCUGCGGCUGCGCCAGCGCCUGCGGCUCCGGCAGCGGCUCCGCGAGCGGAUGAGGCUGCGGCGACUGAACGCCACCGCCAGCACCGCCGGCAUCCCCACGGCCCCGCCGCCCAGCACGCUGCUGCCCGUCCCGUUCAGCAGCACCACGAGCGCGCCGUGGAGCCAGGAGCCGCCCACAGCGGGAACCUGGGAGAUGGAGACCGAAACGGAGGUGGUGACCGAGCUGGUGACAGUGACAGAGAUGUGGGAUGUGGGCACGGGGACGGCGCAGCCCUUCACCACUGCAGAGACCUACACCGUGAACUUUGGCGAUUAGGGGAUGCCCGGCCCCUCGCUCCCGCCUUCAGGUGCUCCAUGUGGGCACCAUCCCGCGCUCCUGGAGC
Molecule: messenger RNA, 3485 nt
Organism: Phasianus colchicus (ring-necked pheasant)
Lineage: Eukaryota; Metazoa; Chordata; Aves; Galliformes; Phasianidae
Gene: AEBP1
Product: AE binding protein 1
Biological process (GO): peptide metabolic process; protein processing; regulation of DNA-templated transcription
Molecular function (GO): zinc ion binding; RNA polymerase II transcription regulatory region sequence-specific DNA binding; metallocarboxypeptidase activity
Source: RefSeq, a predicted model, not a curated record